Molecule: messenger RNA, 882 nt
Organism: Didymosphaeria variabile
Lineage: Eukaryota; Fungi; Ascomycota; Dothideomycetes; Pleosporales; Didymosphaeriaceae
Exons: 2
Coding region: 1-882 (293 amino acids)
Source: RefSeq, a predicted model, not a curated record
AUGGAUGACCAAGGUCCGGCCCGCGUGAGCGAUCACGAACCCGCAGCGGCACAUACAGAUACGGACGUCUCUCUGGCACCGCGAGUUUCAACAGAUUGCAAGAGUGUUUCCUUCACGCACGGCGAUGCAGAUAGCUCUAACACGGGUCGGAAGCGAAAUCCCCAUUUUAGCACAGAAGACGAGCAUACUCAAUCAGACGAGGGAGCAGCGGCAAGAGAGAUGUCAAACACAAACUCGGACGAGUCGGAGCCAAUAAUGCGCGGCGCACGCGCGGGCAAAGAUUACAAUUCUAUAUCGCCGCGGCUGUCUGCGAGAUCUACGGGUGCGGAGUCCAGGAUAGUGCAGGAAGGCACGCAGGGAGCGGUGCAGAGGGGUCGGGAGCAACACAGGGCGGAAAGAGAAGCGGCCGAUGUGGAGAGGAAGGAGGGCACGAGGUGGGCGGCGUUUUGGGAAAAGUAUGGAAGUGUGGAGUUGGAGAAUAAAGGGAGUGUUGCGAGGGACCACUUGGCGCUGGAACGCACCUUCCUCGCCUGGCUCCGCACAUCCCUCUCCUUCGCCUCCAUCGGGAUCGCGGUAACUCAGCUCUUCCGCCUCAACAGCUCUCUCCAAUCCUCUUCUCCCGAUUCACCCUCGCCUCAAGAAAGCCCAGCAGCGCACCUCCGCCACGUAGGCAAGCCCCUCGGCGCAACCUUCGUUGCCAUCUCCAUCGUCAUAUUGGCCAUCGGUUUCCACCGCUACUUCGAGGCCCAGCACUAUGUCAUUAGGGGAAAGUUUCCUGCGAGUAGGGGCAGUGUUAUAUUGGUCAGUGUGGUCGCGGGCGCGCUGAUAUUGAGUAGUUUGGUGGUUAUUUUGGUGGUUGCGCCGGGGGCUUUUGAGAAGUAG